Molecule: messenger RNA, 1952 nt
Organism: Vigna unguiculata (cowpea)
Lineage: Eukaryota; Viridiplantae; Streptophyta; Magnoliopsida; Fabales; Fabaceae
Product: cyclin-A1-1-like
Biological process (GO): mitotic cell cycle phase transition
Molecular function (GO): cyclin-dependent protein serine/threonine kinase regulator activity
Source: RefSeq, a predicted model, not a curated record
CAUCUACCCUCUCACAAUUACGACAAUAAAGCAAAUUAUCCAGUUUCCAACUUUCACUGUUUCCCUACUCUGCAUUCUGCGCCAACAACAACAAAACGAAGAUCCGUUUUGUUCAUUAUAAAUGAAAAAUCGUUUCUCACCGAAUACGUGCGCACACGAAAUGUCGACGCAGAAUCGUCGCUCGUCGUUUUCUUCCUCAACGGCGUCGUCUUUGGCCAAACGACAUUCCUCCGUCGUGCCGUCGGGGAAGGCUGCGAAGAGAGCGCCGCUCGCCAACAUCACAAACCAGAGGAAUGCGCCUUCCUCAUCUUCGGUGUCAAGUUCAAUUAAAACUGCCAAGACCAAGAAAGAAGAUCCCGCAAGAAGCAGUAGCAUCACAAGAUCAACAGCUUGUGGGAACAAAAUACGUGAGUUAAAGACUAUUAACUCAGCCACAACUAUCAUUCCAAAGGCUAAUUCCUUACCACAAAGGAAGGAUGCUGCUCCUGCAGUUGCCAGAGUCUCUAUGCCGGUUAGGAGCAGCAUUGAUGUUUCUCCUGGUAAAUCAGAUGCGAGGUCCGUUUCUAUGGAUGAAACGUUGUCUUCUAAUUCUAUCAAGAGUCCUGAUGAAGUUGAAUAUCUGGACAACAGGGAUGUCUCAGCUGUUGAUUCAAUUCAGAGAAAGACAAGCAAUUUGAGCGUUUGUGGUACCACCAAGCCAGAAGGUAACAUAUAUAGUGGGGAAAUAGUUGUUGAUUUGAAAAGAGAGGACAAGGUUGUCAAUAUUGAUAACAUUUGCUCGGAUCCGCAGCUUUGUGCAACCUAUGCUUGUGAUAUCUACAAGCACCUACGUGAAUCUGAGGAAAAUAAAAGGCCUUCCACAGACUUCAUGGAGAGAAUUCAGAAUGACAUAAAUGUUAGCAUGCGUGCAAUAUUGAUUGACUGGCUUGUUGAGGUGGCUGAGGAGUAUCGCCUUGUACCUGAUACAUUGUAUUUGACGGUGAACUACGUUGAUCGGUAUCUUUCAGGGAAUGCCAUGAAUAGAAAAAGAUUACAAUUACUUGGUGUUUCCUGCAUGAUGAUUGCCUCUAAAUACGAGGAGAUUUGUGCACCACAGGUAGAGGAAUUUUGUUAUAUAACUGAUAAUACGUACAUAAAAGAAGAGCUUUUACGAAUGGAAUCUGCUGUUUUGAAUUAUCUUAAGUUCGAAAUGACAGCCCCAACAGUUAAAUGUUUCUUAAGACGAUUUGUUCGUGCAGCAGCUCAUGAUGUCAAAGAGCUACCUUCACUUCAACUGGAGUGCCUAACCAACUUUAUUGCCGAAUUGUCUCUCUUGGAGUACAGCAUGCUGUGUUAUCCUCCAUCACUGAUAGCUGCUUCAGCAACUUUCCUUGGCAGAUUUAUACUUUUCCCUUCAAAGAAACCAUGGAAUUCCAUAUUGCAGCAUUACACACAAUACCGGCCUUCUGAUUUGUGUGCUUGUGUGAAUGAUCUCCAUCGCCUUUGUUGCAGUACCGAUACUUCUAAUUUACAUGCCAUCCGAGAGAAAUACAGUCAGCACAAGUACAAAUAUGUGGCCAAGAAGUGCGUCCCUGUUUCAAUUCCGCAAGAAGUUUUCCAGAAUUGAGCAAAGAAUUGAUGUUGACAAUCCAAUUAUGGCACAGGCCAAGUUUUGACAAAGAUUCAGUCUCAAUGAUGCAAGGACAAUUUCCUGUUAAAAGGCAUAGUUCUAAUUUGGAAGACAUAUCUCGUCAUAUGACAAAGAUAAAACGUGUGAUCUAAACAUCUUGGAGAUGUGCUGGUGAAGCUAGUGACAUAUACAUGACAUUAGAAAUUUCAUGUGACAACUUCCCUCCUCCUCGUACACAAAGCACAUAAAUGGUACUCAUAGGAAUUCCCUCGAGUAUUCAUUCUAGAAUUUCGUGUGACAAAUUCCCUCUAUUCUUAGUGUGUACAUUUCAGGUAUUUUUUCA